UUGGCAGAAUAGACAAGUUGCAGACAGUGCUGAAGAGAUUUCGCUGAGAGUUUCUUCUAGAUUUCUAGAGAAUUUGCGGCUUUUCUGUAUCUGGCUCUCGACAUAGAAAGUUUUUUUCAUUACGAACAUGAAGUUGUUGUGGACUCUAGCUCUCGUGAGCUUUGUCUUCUUCGUGGUAGAGGCGGAAAAGGACAGGUUUCAAGAACUGAAAAAGUGGGCUCAUUGGAAUCAGAUCAAGAAGGCUGUUCUACAAGAACGCUUGCCAACAACCCCUGAUGUGGAAAACUGCACAGCUUUGCCAGACCGUCUGUUGGAUUGGUUCCAUGUCUUGCGUGCAAUGCAUGUAAGGGAGGAGCAGAAGAAGCGUGGUAAUUUUGAAGCACAAAAGCCUGGAGAGGUAAUUCCACACUUGAAGCUGAGAGAAGCAAAGAUGCCUUUUCCAUCAGGAUUUGAUCAAAAUGCAUGCCGAGAGCCUAUCAGUUCUGUGUUCCGUCUUGUGUUGGAUAAAAACCAUGACGGUGUGUUAGAUGAGUCUGAACUGGCAGUCAUUUAUGACAUCGCAACAGAGCCUUGCAUAAAAAAGUUCUUCAAGAAUUGUGCCAAGGAGAGGGAGACCUUUACUGAAGCUGAGUUCUGCAGUUGUUUCACAGCAGUUGAACCACCAUGCUUGCACAGGUUGCGCAGUAACCUACCAGCUCUUCUCAUCAGAGGUGAAACACGCGUUAUGCCUGGUGCUUACACUCCCUCUUGUGAAGAAGAUGGCUUUUAUUUGCCUCGUCAGUGCAGAGUUACAGACAGGCAGGGAACAAAGGAAUGCUGGUGUGUGGAUCGACAUGGAAGCAAAAUUGAAGGCUUGUUAGAUUGCGUGGACAACACUGAACCUCCUAAGAGACUCUCUUAGGAGGAAGAAUCACAGGAGCAGCCAGUUGUGAAUUCAUCACCUUAGAUUCUAUAGUGCUGACUGUUCUCAACUUUUUAUUGUGUUAGCAUUGAUUGGUAGACUCCUGUUUAAGCUACUGCAGCAAAUUGUGAAGUGUUUAAUCUUAAAAUUUUUCCUUUUUUGCUUAGAAUACUUGAAUUGAGACAGUAGACAAAUGUAAUUAAAGUAUUUUGAUAUAUGUUUCUUGACUAAUUUUGUAUGAAAUCGCUGUGAAGUAAGGGGAACUGUCUCAUUGUGAGGUUGGUCUAGUGCAACAUGUACUAUGGGUUUGUUGAAAGUAUUAUACUACUCCAAAUAAAAUCAACUACUUGUCUCUGGAAAGGAG
Molecule: messenger RNA, 1265 nt
Organism: Stylophora pistillata
Lineage: Eukaryota; Metazoa; Cnidaria; Anthozoa; Scleractinia; Pocilloporidae
Product: testican-2
Biological process (GO): anatomical structure development
Cellular component (GO): extracellular region
Molecular function (GO): calcium ion binding; extracellular matrix binding; collagen binding
Source: RefSeq, a predicted model, not a curated record